Carassius carassius (crucian carp) is the source of this 2365-nucleotide messenger RNA. Its product is annotated as disabled homolog 1-like. Gene Ontology annotation, biological process: lateral motor column neuron migration; ventral spinal cord development. The transcript has 15 exons. Lineage: Eukaryota; Metazoa; Chordata; Actinopteri; Cypriniformes; Cyprinidae. Bases 507 to 2153 code for a protein of 548 amino acids. The record is from RefSeq and is a predicted model, not a curated record.
AUGAUUCUGUCACGGGGGUCUCUCUCCUCCCGCCCCAUCGCCUCAUUUCUCUUCAUAUGAUUCUGGUGGAGAAGAAACAUUUGAUUUCUUUCGUGCUCCAUUGCGAUCGAGUGUUUUUGGGGGGACUUUGGCACAUGCUGGCACUUGUUCCGACUGCAUUUAACACGCAGAUGCGCUGAAUGCUGAAACUGGAUUGCACUCAUUCUUUGACCAUGACAGCUGCUGGACACGAUAAUGUUUGGAAUAAAAGCGAUGCAUUGGAAGUAAGCGCGAGGUUUGGCGCUCGUGUCUCAGCCGAGCACUGAUAAAAUAAUAAUGCUACUGGAUCAGCUGCAAAACUACCAGAGGGACACUAGUACAAACAAAUACAGAGGAUCUCACUAACUCGGUUUGAAUACUGGACGCACAUCUCAGAUGACUGGGACGCUUUGAAUUGUCCUCAGAAGACUAGAGAUCCUGCAGGAUAACCAUCCACAUGCUCCUGAGAGGAACAGAGACACGGGAGGAUGUCGGCAGAGGCAGAACUUCAAGCCCACGUCAGAGUCAGUGUCAGGAAGGAGUCCAGAAGACGAGGUGGGGAUCGCAGCAAGCAGGCCCUGAUUCAGCGCUUCAGGGGCGACGGCGUCCGCUACAAGGCCAAGCUGAUUGGGAUUGAUGAUGUGAAGGCCACACGCGGAGACAAACUGUGUCAGGACUCCAUGAUGAAGCUGAAGGGCAUUGCUGCUUCAGCCCGCUCGAAGGGGAAGCACAAACAGAGAAUCUUCUUGACCGUGUCUUUUGGAGGAAUCAAGAUUUAUGAUGAGAGAUCAGGGGUCUUACAGCACCACCACUCUGUACAUGAGAUCUCCUACAUUGCCAAAGACACAAGGGACCAUCGCGCCUUCGGCUACGUGUGCGGAAAAAAAGGCAACCACAAAUUUGUGGCAAUCAAGACCAGUCAUUCGGCAGAGCCAGUUAUACUGGACCUGCGUGACCUUUUCACCCUCGUCUAUGACAUCAAAAAGAGGGAGGAGUCACAGGAAAAGGCUCAGAAGGACAAGCACUGUGAACAAGCCAUCUAUCAGACGAUUCUGGAAGAUGAAACUGAUGAUCCGGUGUAUCAGUACAUUGUGUUUGAAGCCGGACACGAGCCCGCCCGUUUCCACCAAUCAGAGGAGAGCAUUUACCAGGUCCCCACAAGUCAUCAGAAAGACGGGAUCUAUGACGUUCCAAAACACCAUUUUGUGACUAAUAUAAACCAGUUUGAUAUUUUCGGUGACAUGGCAACGCCCCCAGACAUCCUCUCUAUGCCAGCGUCGCCUGCUACUGCACUGGAUCCUGGAAGAAGGCGACGUCAGCACCGCCCAGAACUCUUCACCCAUUUUAGCCCACCGGCUGUGCCCUCUGGUUAUAUGACCAUGGGUGCUAUCCAGGCUGCUCACUGGACUCAACAAUCAUUUGCUACCCAGGCUGCUCCAAUGGCUUUUGGGGUUCAAGGACCAUUGCAGGUGGCUCAGAUGCUUCCUGGAGGUCAGCCUGUGAUCUGGGGUCAGGCUAACCUCUUCCACUCUCCAGCCACGGGCCAGCAGCAAUGGGCAUUCGUACCAGCCCAGACAGUUGGCAUGGGGGCGCAUCCAAUUCCAGCCGCAGUGCUUCAGGGUAUGGUCCCCAUAGCUCUACCCACCCACUCCUGUGAACCCCCCGAGACUUCAUCAAACAUUGUAAGUCCUCAGCACUUUGUAAAUUCUGCCGUACAGCAAAGUGGAUCUAAGCACGCCUUAAACAAGGACCCCCAGGAGGAAACAAUAGCUGUUCACAUUAGCACAAGCAAACAUGACGCUGCAAAGUCCAAUGGGAAACAUGAAAUUGACUGCUGUGGGGAGCUUGAUCUUUCACAGCUGAGAUUGACUUCAGACUCAUCAAUAUCAUCAUACCCAACUGAUUCUUAUUCUACUCUUGGUCCGGAGCAGGAAACCAUGUCCCCAACAGCUGCCUCCUUAAUAGAGUCAUCGCUCCUGUCUGCAAAAGACAGCUUAGUAAAUGUGCCAGAAGUUUUGCAGGCUUGUGCUCAAACUCUUGGCACUGAUGAGACACCACCAGAUGCUCAAAUAAACCUUCCAGACUCUUCACAUCUGGAUAUCCAAAGAGAGAUGUCUUCUGGGAAGAAUGCCUAAACAUAAAGAAAAGCACUCCAGAAAUCACAGUGAUACAGCUGGGACUUAAAGCUGUGUGAGCUCUGUUGGACAUUUGACAAAUAUUAAUAACUGAUACAAAGUAAAAUCUAUUUUAAUAAAUGAAGUGCACCUUUAGUUUGCGAUGGACUCGAAAACUAUUCAUUACUAGUUUUUUUUUUUUUUUUUAGUAUUAAAAUGUCACAAUAUGAGAA